Messenger RNA from Ylistrum balloti, 2054 nucleotides. RefSeq names its product protein misato homolog 1-like. Gene Ontology annotation, cellular component: cytoplasm. Gene Ontology annotation, biological process: mitochondrion distribution. The record is from RefSeq and is a predicted model, not a curated record. The transcript has 14 exons. The coding region runs from base 39 to 1772 and encodes 577 amino acids. NCBI's taxonomy places the organism in Eukaryota, Metazoa, Mollusca, Bivalvia, Pectinida, Pectinidae.
GAAUAGGGUAAACUCAAGCAUCACAAACUGCACUGACCAUGACCACGAGGGAAGCUGUAACGCUACAAAUUGGACACUACAGUAAUUUUGUUGGGGCCCAUUGGUGGAAUAUACAGGAGUCAACUUUCAUCUAUGACCCGAAACUGGCACCAGCGCAGAAAGAUAUAGACCAUGAUGUGCUGUUUAGAGAAGGGAAGAAUCUAAGGGGAGAAGUUACCUACACGCCAAGACUUGUCGCCCUUGACCUGAAGGGAAGUCUAAAUACCCUCAAACAGGAGGGCAAUUUGUACGACCACAGACACCAGGAGGAAAUUCAAUGGACAGGAGAUGUCACACUACAUCAGGAAGACAACAUAGAGAAAAAUCCUUACCUGGUAGACUUGGAGAAGGAGGAACAGGUUUAUAUGAAAGGCACUGCAGGCAGCAACAACAGUCAGGAAUCUAUUGAGGAUGUUGAAGUCAAAGACACAGGAAGUGAGGACAGAGAAAAGAAACAAAAACCAAGUGAUGCUGGAUGUGGUAAUCAAUUCUACAAACUUGACGAGUCUGUGAAUGUGUGGUCAGACUACCUGCGAACAUUUCUCCAUCCCAAGUCCAUACACAUCGUAGAGCAGUACAGACACAAAAACGACCUGCAGCCGUUCGAUAUUUAUGGAUGUGGACAGGAAGUGAUGUCAGACUAUGAGACCAGAGUUGAUAUUGAAGACAGACUACACUUUUUUAUAGAGGAGUGUGACCAUUUACAGGGCUUCCAGGUUUUAUUAGACACAUUUGACGGAUUUGGUGGUUUGGGAUCCCAUGUAUUGCAACACCUGGAAGACGAGUAUUCUUCCAAAGGAAUUUUCACUUUUGCUGUAACACCCAACAAUCUCCCUGAUAAUACACCACAAAAUCGUGCUAAUAGAAUUCUGAACUCUGCCAUUAGUUUUAGUAAAUGUUGGAGCAACAGUUCUCUGUUUGUACCGAUGUGUCUAGCUAAUAGUCUGUGGAAAACUGUUGGUCCUCCAGUACAGUUACCACAUCUACAAUACAAGUCAAUAAACUACCACACCAGUGCCAUCCUGGCUGCCACUUUGAACUCGCUUACCUCCCCUUACCGCCAGCCUACUGUACUACAUAUGCGAGACCUAACAGACACUUUUCACUCACUGGGCAGAAAGAUAGCAUCUGUGAGCUCCAGUUUUCCCUACCCAAUUAAUGAAGACCAAUUCUUGGUGGACUCCUUGUUGUCACUUGGAGACGACCUUCCCUGGGUCUCCCUGACCCCUCAUGUGAAGAACAAUGCCAAUCCGAUCAUGCAGUCGACUGUGAUACAAGGAAUCUCCAAUAACAUCGCCAAAAGAUCAGUGCAGGAUGAGAGAUCACCAAGUCAGUACAGCACCUGUCAGAAUGUGCAAGACAUCAUACAAGUUUACCUUCGAGAAAGAUUCCGUACCACACACAGUGCUGCUACAGUUUUACAGGAUCCUUGUAAGGUUGUCUCCCCUUGUCCUCACAUUUUCAAACCAAGUGUCGCAAAGAAUGGAUUUCUGUCCUCAACUAAGCGACCAGAUUUACAAGGAGUUGAGAGUGUACCUAUGAUGUCAAGCCUUCAGAUAUCUCCAGACAUUGCAGAGCUGCUCAGUACACUUCACACUGAGGCUUCCAAACUAAACAUACGUAAACACCAUCGGUACCUAGCUGCUGGCAUGGAGGAGGACGACUACAUGGAGAUUCUGGGAGACAUUGAGAAUCUACGUCGCUGCUAUGAAGAACCAGGGGACAUGGGUUGAGGGAGUCACUUCUGAGAUAAUUAACAAGCUGCCUACUGGCAUUAAGUCUGGAAAGAACUAUGAUUGUCAGCACUUUCUUCUCCGUAUUAUCAGAGAACAAAAAAGAGGGUACUGCAAUAUGUGCUGGCCAUUCUUAAAGCAACAGGAUACAUAACUCUUGCAUGGUGUGUGACCUGUUAACACUGUACAGAUUUCACAAGUUCAGGUUCAGAACAGAGAAAUCUUCAAUUCAAUGGAAUACUGUGAUAUUACUGUACUGUAAUAAAGUCCUUUUAAACUAUA